UUUUAUUGUGGCUGUGAAUUGCUAGACGAUACCAUCUUGUAUUUAAAAUGGCGACUAACAGUGACGAAUACGCUCUUAAUUUGGCCACCUACAAGGCUCAAUUGCAGCAGGUGGAAGCAGCCUUGACAAAUGAUCCAGAUAAUGAGGAACUAUUAAAACUAAAGCAUGAUUUAGGGGAAGUGAUAGAACUGACAUCUGAUCUUCUGAGUGCAUCACAAGGAGCAAGUACAUCAUCAGCUGAAGCAGAAGUAGAAGAUACUGUCUCACAUCCAUGGAAUGUAGGAGAUAGAUGCUUAGCAUGCUGGAGCAAGGAACAGCAGUAUUACCCAGCGACAAUAGACAAGAUCCAUGAUGAAAUCACAGCCACUGUUAUCUUUGAUGUUUAUGAAAAUGUGGAAGUUAAACAGUUAUCCAAAUUGAAAGACAUACCACCAGACUACAAGUCUAAUAUAAAACCUCCAUCAGCAGACUCGGCUAUAUCAAAGAAGCAGUUGCUUGCCAAACAGAGAGAAUACAAGAAGAAGAAGCAGCAGAAGAAGGCUGAUAGAAUGAAACAACAGGAACAACUUCAUGAAGAUCAGAAGAAGUCAUGGUUGAACUUUAGCAGUAAGGCAACAAAAGGAAAGAAAGGCUUCACAAAGAAGAGCAUCUUUGCUUCUCCGGAUGUCACUGAUGGUAAAGUGGGUGUCGGCACUUGUGGAGUCGGAGGUCAACCAAUGACAAAGUUUAAAAUGCCAAAACACAAUGUUGUGAGAAAAUGAUGAAUGUCAGAGACAAAGAAUGAUGGACUGAAGGUUUGAUAGCAGGAUGACAAGAAAGUGGAAUGAUGGAUAGAAGGAAAGAAGGUCAUAGUUUGGAAAGAAUGGAAUUAGGUAUGAAGAUGAAUCAAAGGAGAUGCUUUAGAGAGGUAAGAGAACAAGACCAGUUCACAUGAUGAACUUCAGGAAAGAGGUAAUGUUCACACGGUGAAUAGAAGGAAGGAGGCCAGGCUACGAGAAAGCAAUA
Lytechinus variegatus (green sea urchin) is the source of this 1005-nucleotide messenger RNA. Its product is annotated as survival of motor neuron-related-splicing factor 30-like. Gene Ontology annotation, molecular function: RNA binding. The coding region runs from base 48 to 761 and encodes 237 amino acids. The record is from RefSeq and is a predicted model, not a curated record. Lineage: Eukaryota; Metazoa; Echinodermata; Echinoidea; Temnopleuroida; Toxopneustidae. The transcript has 7 exons. Gene Ontology annotation, cellular component: cytoplasm; nucleus; precatalytic spliceosome. Gene Ontology annotation, biological process: mRNA processing; regulation of alternative mRNA splicing, via spliceosome.